Fraxinus pennsylvanica is the source of this 690-nucleotide messenger RNA. The record is from the annotation of a GenBank genome assembly. Lineage: Eukaryota; Viridiplantae; Streptophyta; Magnoliopsida; Lamiales; Oleaceae.
AUGGAAACGUGUAAGUCCAGAACAAGUUCUGCUUCAUCUCGGACCCCAAAAAUUGAAAGAAAAUUUGUCGAGAAGGACAGAAGAAAUCGGAUGAAGACUCUCUACUCUAACCUCCUCUCCAUCCUCCCAGAUCAUGGCUACAAGAAGGCGAUGAAUUUACCUGAUCAAGUAGAUGAAGUUGUGGCAUACAUCGAGAACUUGAAGAUUAAUGUGGAGAAGAUGAAGAGGAAGAAGGAGUUCUUGUUGGCAAGAAAAAGACCCAAUUCUUGUAUUACAAGUGAAAUUCAAGCCUACACACAGACUUCAACGCCAUUUGUUGAAGUUCACAAUAUGGGACCAAAUAUGGAUGUUAUUUUUGUUAGUGGACUAGAUGAUUUAUCAAAAUUUUACAGCAUACUUCACUUGCUUCAUGAAGAUGGUAUCGAAGUUGCCAAUGCAAAUUUUUCCUUACAUGGAAAUUCCACUAUCCAAACUCUCCAUGACAAGGUUGGGAAGUCAAGAAUGGGAGUCGGAGCCACGACAAUGUCAAGAAGACUCAAGGAUUUGAUUUGUGGAUCCACAUGCAGCGAAGUAGAGUCAUUUGAUUUAUGGGAUUCUGAUUUCCAAUCAGAUAUUUGCGGAUUUGGAAUUCAAGAAUUAUUUGAACCUUACACGAGUUGGAAUGUUGGCUAUGGUUAUGAAAACAUGUGA